Cadophora gregata is the source of this 906-nucleotide messenger RNA. RefSeq lists its product as uncharacterized. The record is from RefSeq and is a predicted model, not a curated record. The transcript is spliced from 2 exons. Bases 395 to 757 code for a protein of 120 amino acids. Lineage: Eukaryota; Fungi; Ascomycota; Leotiomycetes; Helotiales; Ploettnerulaceae.
UACGGCCCAUAGUACUGAGUCUACGCCUACGAUCCCCAUAUUUCUAACACCACUAAUCAGCUCUCAUCGCCAACCAGAGUCAUUAGACUUGAAGAUUCGGAGCUGCCACUGCCCCUUGAUUAAUGAGAAGUUCAAGACGAGGGUAUGAAUACCUCAAAGAAGCAGAAAUGUUACAAGGAUUUGGCAGGAGAGCAGAGGGUAUCAACAUAAAACCAGCCCUUACGAGCACAUAAGAGGAAGAAGUUGGAAGCCUCCGAGCCGGCGUGACUCGAGUUACUACACCGACAUUGAGCCAACUGUAAAGCGGAUUCUGAUAAAGCUGGUCAUUGCCACAUCUUACUUCUUCACCGCUAAACGAUAGUCUUUUACUUGCCACUUGAGUUUAUCGCGGUGGAUGAUUUUUCUUGUCAACUACUUUCUCCUCGCUGUAAGUAAGGACAUUCGGUCAGAUGUCUACGCCGCAAAUGUUCCAACAUUCUCAACGAAAGGCAAGACUGACACCGUUCAUUACGUUUUCGGUAUGCACCCUUUUGACACCAUCCACUCCGGACCCGUCGCAGCUCGACCAAAAUUCUACAUCACACUUCUGGUGUUGUCUGUCACGACGUAUAUCAUUGCAGGUCUGGCGCAUAGGCCUCCCGAAAUCAGAGGAAGAAAAUGGCUCUGGGCCGGGACGCACCCCAAAGAUGCCCUCGUUGCAAGACCCUGGUUCAAAUUCAGGGUUUUUGAGAGCCAUGGGCAGAAUAACAAUGAGUAAGAUACGUGUUUGCGCCACCGAGAAGCAAGGUGAAGGAAGAGAUGAUGGCAAAGCAAAUAGGGCAGGUGCGGUCGGCAGAGGAGGUGUUAGGGCUGCUGAAAAUUGCAGAUUGUCAAGUAUUACACAAAUACAAGUGGAACUCAACAAAG